Molecule: messenger RNA, 2889 nt
Organism: Rangifer tarandus platyrhynchus (Svalbard reindeer)
Lineage: Eukaryota; Metazoa; Chordata; Mammalia; Artiodactyla; Cervidae
Source: the annotation of a GenBank genome assembly
AUGGAAGCUGGUGUGUGGAAGCUGGCUCAAAGAGGCUCGGCAGAACAAGCCAUUUCAAGCAAGAUGAUGUCUCCAUCCAUCAAAUGGCCAUUUUCAACCAGGCCCUUACUGCUGUUGUCAUUGUUGAUUCUCUUAACGGUGGCAACUCCAUCCUCAUGUCAGAGCAGGGAACCGACAUCUUCUUCUAGCAACGGGGCACCGUUUCCUUGGAAUAAAAUGCGACUUCCAGAGCACAUCAUCCCAGCUCACUACGAUCUCAUGAUUCAUGCAAACCUCACCGCUCUGACUUUCGGGGGAACCACACAGAUAGAAAUCACAGCCAGCAAGCCCACCAGUACCAUCAUCCUGCACAGUCACCACCUGCAAAUAUCCAAGGCCGCCCUGAGGAAGGGAGGUGGCCAGAGGCAGGCUGAAGAGCCGCUGAGAGUCCUGGAAAACCCACCUCAGGAGCAAAUUGCGCUUCUGGCUUCCAAGCCGCUGGUUGUCGGCCACCCAUAUACCAUUGUCAUCGACUACGCUGGCAAUCUUUCUGAGAGUUUCCAUGGAUUUUAUAAAAGUACCUACAGAACCAAGGAAGGGGAAGUGAGGGUACUUGCAUCAACACAGUUUGAACCGACUGCAGCCAGAAUGGCGUUUCCCUGCUUUGAUGAACCUGCUUUCAAGGCGAGUUUUUUAAUCAAGAUCAGAAGGGAACCAAGACACCUCGCCAUCUCCAAUAUGCCAUUGGUUAAAUCUGUGACUGUGGCUGGAGGACUCCUAGAAGACCACUUUGACGUCACCGUGAAGAUGAGCACGUACCUGGUGGCUUUCAUUGUUUCAGAUUUUAAGUCUGUCAGCAAGAUGACCAAGAGCGGAGUCAAGGUUUCCGUAUAUGCUGUUCCAGACAAGAUAAAUCAGGCAGAUUACGCACUGGAUGCUGCGGUGACUCUUCUAGAAUUUUAUGAGGAUUAUUUUAGCAUCCCAUAUCCAUUACCCAAACAAGAUCUCGCCGCGAUUCCUGACUUUCAGUCUGGUGCAAUGGAAAACUGGGGGCUAACAACAUACAGGGAAUCUUCUCUACUGUUUGAUGCUGAGAAGUCUUCCGCCUCAAGUAAGCUCGGCAUCACGAUGGUUGUGUCUCAUGAACUAGCCCACCAGUGGUUUGGGAACCUCGUCACUAUGGAAUGGUGGAAUGAUCUUUGGCUAAAUGAGGGAUUUGCCAAGUUUAUGGAGUUCGUGUCAGUCAGCGUGACUCAUCCAGAACUGAAAGUUGAAGAUUAUUUCUUUGGUAAGUGUUUCAAUGCAAUGGAAGUGGAUGCAUUAAACUCCUCACACCCCGUGUCGACACCCGUGGAGAAUCCUGCUCAGAUUCGGGAGAUGUUUGAUGAAGUUUCUUAUGACAAGGGAGCUUGUAUUCUGAAUAUGCUAAGGGACUAUCUUGGUGCCGACACAUUUAAAAGUGGCAUCAUAAAGUAUCUGCAGAAGUAUAGCUAUAAAAACACAAAAAACGAGGACCUGUGGAAUACUAUGGCAAGCAUUUGCCCUACAGAUGACACACAACACAUGGAUGGAUUUUGUUCUAGAGGUGAACAUUCAUCUUCAUCUGCGCACUGGCGGCGGGAAGGCCUUGAUGUGAAAACCAUGAUGAACACCUGGACGCUGCAGAAGGGCUUUCCGCUGAUAACCAUCAGUGUGAGAGGCAGGAACGUACACAUGAAGCAAGAGUACUAUGCGAAGGGCGUGGCCGAUGCCCCAGAAACCGGGUUCCUGUGGCAUGUCCCACUGACAUACAUUACCAGCAAAUCAGACGCAGUCCAGCGCUUUUUGCUAAAGACAAGAACAGAUGUGCUCAUCCUCCCAGAAGAGGUGGAAUGGAUCAAAUUUAAUGUCGGAAUGAAUGGCUAUUACAUUGUGCAUUAUGAGGAUGAUGGAUGGGACUCUCUGAUUGGCCUUUUAAAAGGAACACACACGGCAAUCAGCAGUAACGAUCGGGCCAGUCUCAUUAACAAUGCAUUUCAGCUUGUCAGUAUUGGAAAGCUGUCGAUUGAAAAAGCCUUGGAUUUAACCUUGUACCUGAAGCAUGAAACUGAAAUCAUGCCAGUGUUUCAAGGUUUGAAUGAGCUGAUACCAAUGUAUAAGUUAAUGGAGAAGAGAGAUAUGAAUGAAGUGGAAACUCAAUUCAAGGCCUUCCUCGUCAGGCUACUGAGGGACCUCAUUGACAAGCAGACGUGGACGGACGAGGGCUCCGUGUCGGAGCGAGUGCUGCGAAGUCAGCUGCUGCUCCUCGCCUGCGUGCGCAAGUACCAGCCCUGCGUGCAGAAGGCAGAAGGCUACUUCAGACAGUGGCAGGAAGCCGAUGGAAACCUGAGCUUGCCCGACGAUGUGACCUUGGCAGUGUUUGCUGUGGGGGCCCAGACCCUCGAAGGAUGGGAUUUUCUUUAUAGUAAAUACCAGUCAUCAUUGUCCAGUACCGAGAAAAACCAAAUUGAAUUUGCUCUCUGUAUCAGCCAAAAUAAAGAAAAGCUUCAAUGGCUACUAGAUCAAAGUUUUAAGGGAGAUGUAAUAAAAACUCAAGAGUUUCCAGAUAUUCUUAGAGCUAUUGGCAGAAACCCAGUGGGAUAUCCGUUGGCCUGGCAGUUUCUGAGGGAAAACUGGAACAAACUUGUGCAAAAGUUUGAUCUUGGCUCAAAUUCCAUAGCCUACAUGGUAACGGGAACAACGAAUCAAUUCUCAACAAGAGCACGGCUUGAAGAGGUAAAAGAAUUCUUCAGCUCUUUGAAGGAAAAUGGGUCUCAGCUCCGUUGUGUUCAGCAAACCAUCGAAACCAUCGAGGAAAACAUACGUUGGAUGGACAAGAAUUUUGAUAAGAUCAAAGCGUGGCUGCAGAGUGAGAAGCUUAACCUGCUGUAA